AUGAAACAGGGAACCACUAGCGAUUUGACCAGCCAGACAGUGGGGCUUCUGGCAUGGCCUACUCUUAGAUGGGCAUCCGUGGAACCGGAAACUUCGAACUCCUUCUCAGCUUGGGAGACCCUGUUGGAAGAUAAACCUCCGCUGUACUUCGCAGUUCGACACCAAGAGUCACCCCCGCGCCACGAUGAGGCGGUAGACCAUCACAUGGGAGAAACAUAA
Molecule: messenger RNA, 219 nt
Organism: Strongylus vulgaris
Lineage: Eukaryota; Metazoa; Nematoda; Chromadorea; Rhabditida; Strongylidae
Source: the annotation of a GenBank genome assembly